GUCGAUGGAGUAGCGGGAGAAAUGCCACAGCCCUCGGUGAUCUUGGCCACAGCGGGCUACGAUCACACGAUCCGCUUCUGGGAGGCGACGAGCGGCCGCUGCUAUCGCGUCUUGCAGUACACCGAUUCGCAAGUGAAUAAGCUCGAGAUCACUCCCGACAAGCAUUUCCUCGCUGCUGCUGGCAAUCCUCACAUCCGGCUCUUCGAAAUAAAUUCCAGCAAUCCUCAACCAGUUCUCAACUAUGAUGCUCACACCAGUAACGUGACGGCCAUUGGUUUCCAGUGUGAUGGAAAAUGGAUGUACUCUGGAUCGGAGGAUGGAACGGUGAAGAUCUGGGAUCUCCGUGCACCUGGCUGUCAGAUGGAAUAUGAAAGCCGAGCAGCAGUAAACACAGUGGUGCUCCACCCCAACCAGCAAGAGCUUAUCUCUGGCGAUCAAAAUGGAAACAUCAGGGUGUGGGACUUGACUGCAAACUCAUGUAGCUGCGAGCUGGUUCCUGAGGUCGACAUGGCCAUAAGAUCGCUGACGGUCAUGUGGGACAUUGUGGUCGCAGCUAAUAAUCGUGGGAUUUGUUAUGUAUGGCGUUUGCGUCAGGAUACACAGCUGCUAACCAAGUUUGAUCCGUUGCACAAGUUAGAAGCCCACAACACGUACAUCCUCAAGUGCCUCUUGUCUCCCGAAUACUGUGACGAGGACCACAAGUACCUGGCGACGGCAUCAGCCGAUCACACCGUAAAGAUUUGGAAUAUCAACAAUUUCACUCUGGAGCGUACUUUGACAGGUCAUUCCGCCUGGGUGUGGGACUGUGUGUUCUCAGUCGAUGGUGCAUUUCUCGUCACAGCAUCAUCUGAUAAAACUGCAAGGCUGUGGGAGCUAGCAACCGGAGAGGCAAUCAAAGUUUAUCAAGGGCAUUCGAAAGCAGCGAAUUGUUGUGCGCUCCAUGAUGGAACAGCCGAGCCUGCAAACUAGGUGUGUAAUCUUACAUGUAGCGUUUCCUUUUUGUUUUCGCUUUAGAACUAACAUCGCUAAACAUCAUAGUUUUGUAUGUAAUUCAUUUUAUGCCAAUAAGCGCAACCACUUGAUAGCGAAGUUGCAGUCGCCACCACAAAUUUGACAACGAGCUCUUGCCAUCUUGAGCCGCGCAAUAAAUGUGAAUAUACGGUUUGAUGGGUGAGAAAGUAAAACAUUUUAUCUUA
Molecule: messenger RNA, 1196 nt
Organism: Selaginella moellendorffii
Lineage: Eukaryota; Viridiplantae; Streptophyta; Lycopodiopsida; Selaginellales; Selaginellaceae
Product: protein LST8 homolog
Exons: 10
Coding region: 22-969 (315 amino acids)
Biological process (GO): regulation of actin cytoskeleton organization; TOR signaling
Cellular component (GO): TORC1 complex; TORC2 complex
Molecular function (GO): protein binding
Source: RefSeq, a predicted model, not a curated record